GGAUUUAUUUGGCAAGUAUCGGUGUGGGAGUUUGCUUGUAUUUUGAAACUUGGACCUCUGAGCUCCCUCACGUGAAUACACUCCCUCUUCGGGGCGGCAUUUGUGGCAAGCAGUCCAGGUGCAUCAGAUUUUCCACUCACGCAACAUGUUUCCCCCACUAACGGCCAAUCUCAACAUCGAGGCCUUGAGUGGUAUCUGUGGCUCGAUCUCAAUUGCCUGCUGGGUAGUUGUCUUUUCACCUCAGAUUAUUGAAAACUUUCGUCGAGGCUCUGCGGACGGUCUAUCCCUUCUUUUUCUGAUCGUCUGGCUAGCUGGUGAUGUAUUCAAUAUCCUUGGUGCCGUCAUGCAGGGUGUCCUCCCGACCAUGAUCAUUUUGGCCGUGUAUUACACCUUGGCGGAUAUUGUUCUUCUUGGACAAUGUUUCUACUACCGAGGCUUUAAUUUGAGCGAUGAAUUCUCAUCUUCGCCCUCCCCGGAACCUAAUCCUGUCGCCACUGGCGCACUAGACAGUGAUGAAGGCAGCGGCUCCAAAGCUGGGGCAGCACCGACAGAACGAUCGGCUUUGUUGACAAAAUCGAACGGGCAUGUCCAAAUACAGGAUCGUCUGGAGAACGCGCCGAAAGCACAAUCCUCCCGAGAUGGUGCUCGUCGCAUGUCGUCGUCUGCGACGCAGGAACGGCGACCGUCUGCUUCCUCUUUCAGGGACUUUGUACAUCAACAUGUGGAUGGGACACACCUUUCUCCUGCGACUCCAUUGAUCGAUCCUGAAUCUGAUAGGGCUCAUUAUCACCGCCGUCGUCGGCGUAUCUCCACCAUUCAAGCCAUCCUCUUCAACACUACGGCCAUCGCUCUCGUCUGUGCUGCUGGCAUCCUCGGCUGGUACGUCAGCGCGGGAUCAAAGAAGUCGAAAUCACAACCCGAGUCUCUCACCCUGGACCCUCUGGGCCAGGCAUUUGGAUACCUUUGCGCUGUCUUCUAUCUCGGCUCACGAGUCCCUCAGCUGCUGCUCAAUUACCGGCGCAAGUCUACAGAUGGAGUUUCUCUGUUGUUCUUCUUGUUUGCCUGCAUUGGCAACUUGACCUAUGUCUUAUCUAUCAUGGCAUACUCGCCGGUCUGCCAGGGUACAGUGUCAGCCUCGAAUAGUCUGGGUGAGCUAUCGCACCGUCAUCGUCCACAUUGCCGUCCCGGAGAGGCGGCUGCCUUGUAUGGACGGUAUAUUUUGGUGAAUCUUUCCUGGCUUGUGGGCAGUUUCGGAACUUUACUGUUGGAUAUGGCGAUUUUCGUACAAUUCUUCUUGUAUAGUGAUGGCAAGAGCGUCGAUGAAGAGUAUGAUGGAGAAUAAAUUAAAUCGCUUAUGUACAUAUGAAUGAUGAGAAUGAUGGGAUCCAGACAGCGUUGCAAGCCUAGCUUUUUGACAACGCGACUUGAAUAAAGUUAUAUGACCGUACAGUCAUUGGUCAAGAUCAGCCAAGAAGGAGAUCACCGCAGUCGCAAAUGCCUUUGCAUCAUCACGCCUCUCCUUAGUGUCAGGUCCAACUUGUUCCAGAAAC
This is a messenger RNA of Penicillium brasilianum, 1550 nucleotides long. The record is from the annotation of a GenBank genome assembly. NCBI's taxonomy places the organism in Eukaryota, Fungi, Ascomycota, Eurotiomycetes, Eurotiales, Aspergillaceae.